Molecule: messenger RNA, 1167 nt
Organism: Vigna unguiculata (cowpea)
Lineage: Eukaryota; Viridiplantae; Streptophyta; Magnoliopsida; Fabales; Fabaceae
Product: transcription factor MYB78-like
Biological process (GO): regulation of DNA-templated transcription
Cellular component (GO): nucleus
Molecular function (GO): DNA-binding transcription factor activity; sequence-specific DNA binding
Source: RefSeq, a predicted model, not a curated record
GCAGCCCCCCACUUCUGCUUUUAGUUUUGACAAAUAUUCAAUCCUCAUAGUGCUCAUCCUCCUAAAUCCAAUGUCACAUCCUUUCCCCAUCUCUCCCUAUAUAUAAAUCACUCUCUCUAUCACAACGGAACCACCUAAGAUAUUUUUCCACAACCAAAACAACAAAAAGGCCAAAGAAGUGUAUAUGGAGACUAUCAGUGUUGGGGCAAUGAGAAGCUUAUCAGAUAGUGAAGGAGAAUCGGCAAUUAAGAAAGGAUCAUGGACUGAGGAAGAAGAUUGUCUUCUCAUCAACUAUGUCAACCUCCACGGCGAGGGCCAUUGGAAUUCCCUCGCUCGCUCUGCAGGUCUAAAGCGAACGGGAAAAAGCUGCAGGCUAAGAUGGUUGAACUACUUGCGUCCAAAUGUUCGACGUGGGAACAUCACCCUUCAAGAACAGCUCUUGAUUCUCGAACUCCAUUCCCGCUGGGGCAACCGGUGGGCUAAAAUAGCAGAACAAUUGCCUGGGCGAACAGAUAAUGAAAUAAAGAACUAUUGGAGGACGAGAGUGGUGAAGCAAGCGAAGCAACUCAAAUGUGAUGUGAACAGCAAACAGUUUAGGGAUGCUGUGCGUUUUGUUUGGAUGCCACGCCUUAUGGAGCGGAUUCAAGCUUCUUCUUCCUAUGGACAUGGCCAAACCACAUUGUGCAACACUCAAACACACGCUGAAUCUAGUGGGGUCAAUCCCAUGAUGUUUUGUGAAAGCUCAGUGAUUUCCUCGUACUCUUCAGGGGUUGAUGUUCAGCCUCUUUCUCUCUCUGAUGCGAGUACAACUUCAUCUUGCAAUUUAAUGGGAGAUGGUAGCUGUUCAUCGGACAGUGUUGAAAAGGGGUGGCAGCAGUGGGACUACUCUGAUCUCCAGGCAUUUGAACCCAACCAUGGUUUUGGUGAUGCAGACUUGUGGACCGAUGAAAACAUGUGGUUUUUGCAGCAGCAUCUUGUUGAUGAGUUUUGAUCCAGUUUUUCUGUAUACACUACCCAUUAUAUUAGAUAGUUCAAAGAUAUCAGAGUUUAUCUGACUUCAUAUCGAUAAACUACUGAAUGAAAUUUAACCGAGGAUUGAUUGUUUGUAACUGUCCAACUACUGAAUGAUAUAUAUUCUUUUUUACAAAAGUAAAAUCAUGGUAGUCG